Molecule: messenger RNA, 1593 nt
Organism: Chrysochloris asiatica (Cape golden mole)
Lineage: Eukaryota; Metazoa; Chordata; Mammalia; Afrosoricida; Chrysochloridae
Gene: CCDC8
Product: coiled-coil domain containing 8
Exons: 2
Coding region: 1-1593 (530 amino acids)
Biological process (GO): microtubule cytoskeleton organization; regulation of mitotic nuclear division
Cellular component (GO): 3M complex
Source: RefSeq, a predicted model, not a curated record
AUGCUGCAGAUUGGGGAGGAUGUUGACUAUCUGCUCAUCCCCCGCGAGGUCCGGCUGGCUGGGGGCGUCUGGCGGGUCAUCUCCAAGCCAGCCACCAAGGAGGCGGAAUUUCGCGAGCGCCUCACCCAGUUUCUGGAGGAAGAGGGCCGCACCCUAGAGGACGUAGCCCGCAUCAUUGAAAAGAGCACUCCGCACCCGCCCCAGCCCUCCAAAAAGCCCCAGGCUCCCCGUGUGCAGAGGAGAAUCCAGCAGAUGGUGAUCCCUCCGCCCCGGCUGGUCGUGGGCACGUAUGACAGCAGCAAUGCCAGUGACAGCGAGUUCAGCGACUUCGAGACCAACAGGGACAGGAAGGGUGAUCACAGCUCGAGGCGGACCCGGAGAGUUCGGAAAAUGCCCGUCAGCUACCUGGGCAGCAAGUUUCUAGGAAGCGACCAGGAGAGCGGGGACGAUGAGGAGUUAGUGGAGGCCUUCCUGCGCCGCGGGGAGAAGAAGCCCAACGCAGCCCCUGCACGCCGCAGGGUGGCGGUGCCCGUGCCUGUAGUCGAGGAUAACCCGCCCCAGCGUUCUAAGGCCGACAGGUGGCGCGAGUAUGCCAGUCAGGUGUCUUGGGGGAGGCUGAAGCGCAGGGUGAAAAGCUGGGCGCCCAGGUCCUUCCCUGGGGUGGGCGAGGCCCAGUCAGCCGUGUCCAGGGUGGAAAGUGAUAGGACAUCAGGACCGAGCCGCCCGUGUGAAAGUAGGGAAAAUGCAGGAGAUGGGCGGGGAACUGGGACCCCCCCACGACGAUGGAGGCCCAAGAUCAAUUGGGCCUCGUUGAGGCGUCGCAGGAAGGAAGAUGCAGCAUUUAUAGCUCAGGGGGCAGAGGUCCCAGCCGGAGAGCCUGAGGAGGUGGCGGUCCCUGCUGGCCAGGGGGCAGGGGUCGAAGCUGACCAGGAGGCAGAGGUCUUGGUUGGCCAGAGGGCAGAGGUCGAUGCUGACCAGGUGGCACAGGCAGACCAGAGGGCAGGGGUCCUGGCUGACCAGAGGGCAAGGGUCCCGGCUGACCAGAGGGCAGGGGUCCUGGCUGACCAGGGGGCAGAGAUCCCAGUUGACCAGGGGGCAGGGGUCCCAGCUGACCAGGGGGCAGAGAUCCCGGUUGACCAGGGGGCAGGGGUCCCGGCUGACCAGAGGGCAGGGGUCCCGGCUGACCAGAGGGCAGGGGUCCCGGCUGACCAGGGGGCAGGGGUCCUGGCUGACCAGGGGGCAGAGAUCCCGGCUGACCAGGGGGCAGAGAUCCCGGCUGACCAGAGGGCAGGGGUCCCGGCUGACCAGGGGGCAGAGAUCCUGGCUGACCAGCGGGCAGAGGCCCCAGCCAUCCAGGAAGCCUCCGGAGCACUCCCAGGAGCCAGGGCUCAAAAACAUGUCAAGACAGUGAGGUUCCAGACUCCUGGACGUUUUUCAUGGUUUCGCCUCCGCCGGAGAGCCUUCUGGCACACUCCAAGGCUGCCAACCCUACCCAAGAGAGUCCCCAGGGCAGGCGAAGCCAGGAGCCUCAGGGUGCUGAGGGCAGAAGCCAGAGCCGACGCAGAGCAGGCAGAUCAGGAAGACCAGCUGUGA